Molecule: messenger RNA, 738 nt
Organism: Vicia villosa (hairy vetch)
Lineage: Eukaryota; Viridiplantae; Streptophyta; Magnoliopsida; Fabales; Fabaceae
Exons: 1
Coding region: 1-738 (245 amino acids)
Source: RefSeq, a predicted model, not a curated record
AUGAAGCUUGGCUUCAUACACUCCAGAUGUGAUCACUCUCUAUUUGUGUACUCCAAACAAGGUACUACACUCUAUGAUUUAGUUUAUGUUGAUGAUAUCCUUAUAACUGGUUCCUCAGCAAACCUGGUACAUGAUCUCAUCAACAAGCUCCAUAAAGCCUUUGCUCUAAAAAAACUUGGCACACCCGAAUAUUUCCUGGGUAUAGAGUUUGUCCCUCAGAAGAAUGGCCCUCUCCUUUUAACUCAAAUAAAGUACAUUAAGGAUCUACUUGAUCGAGCUAAAAUGCCUCAAGAUAAUGGUGUACCAACUCUAAUGCUUAGCACCUGCAAACUAAGCAAACAUGGCUCUCAAGCUGUCUCUAAUCCUCACUUAUAUAGGUCAAUUGUUGGAGCAUUGCAAUAUGUGACUCUCACCAGGCCAGAUAUAUCAUACAGUGUCAACAAAGCUUGCCAAUUUAUGUUAUCUCCAUGUGACACUCACUGGGCUGCUGUUCGCAGGAUUAUCUUUUCUCCAUCUGCCACGACUCAGAAAUUUUCCUUCAGGGCCUAUAGUGAUUCGGACUGGGCAAGUGAUCCAUACGAUCGCAGAUCUACAUCUAGCUCGUGCAUUUUUCUUGGUCCCAACCUGAUUGCUUGGAGCUCCAAGAAACAAUCGCUUGUUACUAGAUCAAGCACAGAAGCGAAAUAUAGGACCCUUGCUCAUACAACCGCUGAUUUGGAUAGAGUCUCUGCUAACUGA